Messenger RNA from Lycium ferocissimum, 771 nucleotides. RefSeq lists its product as uncharacterized. The record is from RefSeq and is a predicted model, not a curated record. The transcript has a single exon. Bases 1 to 771 code for a protein of 256 amino acids. Lineage: Eukaryota; Viridiplantae; Streptophyta; Magnoliopsida; Solanales; Solanaceae.
AUGUGUGAAGAUCUAAUGCGAGAACAACAAUCCAUUCAUGUUGCAUUUUACAAGUUGGAUGAUAAAGGUAAGCAUGACUAUAGGGUUCGCUUAAAUGCUUCAAUUGAUGUGGCACAACUUUGCCUAAAUCAAGGUUUGACACUUCGCGAUCAUGAUGAGAGUGAAUCAUCAUUGAACAAAGGUAAUUUUCUUGAAGUUCUUUCAUGGUACGCGGAUAGAUGUGAUGAAAUUCAACCUUAUGUGUUAGGAAAAGCUCCAAAAAAUAAUAAAAUGACUUCUCAUGAUAUCCAGAAAGAUAUUGUGAGUGCUUGUAAGAUCGAAACAAUUAAGGCUAUACUAGAGGACUUAAAUGGUGACUACUUUGCUCUAUUGAUUGAUGAAUCUAGAGAUGUGUCACGUGGAGAGCAAAUGGUUAUUUGUUUACGAUAUAUUGAUAAAAGGGGAUUUGUGAUGGAGGCAUUUAUUAGACUUGUUCAUGUUAAAGAUACUAGUGCUUUAUCUCUGAAGAAAGCAAUUGUGGAUGUACUCGCUCACCAUUCUUUAACUUUAUCUUAUGUACGGGGGCAAUGUUAUGAUGGGGCAAGCAAUAUGCAAUGUGAGCUAGGUGGUCUUAAAACGUUGAUCAAACAAGAAAGUAGAUCGGCUCAUUCCAUUCAUUGUUUUGCUCAUCAACUUCAACUAACCCUUGUUGCGGUUUCUAAAAAGUGUGUUCAAGUAGGAGAACUUGUACUCUUAGUUUCAAUGUUUGAAUGUCUUGGGAGCUUCUUUUAA